AUGCUGUGGACAGCAUGGCCAACACAAAACUCUGCUGAAACACUGAGCAGGCUGGAGAGUCAGACAACACACCUGAAGAGUAUUUGUCUGCAGUAUCAGCUGUAUCUUCUUUUCAUUUUAAAGAAUGAGAUGAGACUAAUCAUCAUCUUCCUAUGUGCUUAUAUAUUAAAGACAGCAGCAGGUCAUUGCAAGUGGGCAGCAGUUCUGAAAGAUUUGGAGCAGAUCAAGACAUCCAAAGACAUUGAUGUCAGAUUAUACACAGCGAACACAGAUGAGGAUGUAAAAUGCCAAGAACCUGUAAUGAGGUGCUUCUUCUUAGAGACACAAGUAAUUCUUCAAGAAUGCCUUAUCAAAAAUUGUAGUAAAACACAGGAUGUACGGAACAUAUGGAAAAAUGGAAAUGCAAGCUUAGAGAAUAACAAGUUGAAUUCCACAAUGUCAGCAAAAUGCAAAGAAUGUGAAGAGUAUGAAGAAAAAAAUUUUACUGAAUUUAUACAGAGUUUUGUAAAGGUUAUACAGAAGGAAUGCAAACACUGA
Messenger RNA from Indicator indicator, 537 nucleotides. RefSeq names its product interleukin 15 (gene IL15). Gene Ontology annotation, cellular component: extracellular region. NCBI's taxonomy places the organism in Eukaryota, Metazoa, Chordata, Aves, Piciformes, Indicatoridae. Gene Ontology annotation, molecular function: cytokine receptor binding; cytokine activity. Gene Ontology annotation, biological process: positive regulation of T cell proliferation; positive regulation of cytokine production; positive regulation of tyrosine phosphorylation of STAT protein. The record is from RefSeq and is a predicted model, not a curated record.